UGUCGCAUCAAUUGAAGCGUGUGACCGUGUCAAAUGCGUUGCUCGUAACCCUAUUUUCUCUCUCAUUUUGCCGGACUUUUGAUGGCUUUCGUAAACUCCAUUUCAACAGUUACAAGACCAUACCGCCAUUCUCGUUUCUUAUAAAACUCUUAUUUCUCAACAAUUUCAACUCUUAUUCCCAAUUUCAACUAUAAUUUGUCAAAGAUGUGGAGAAAUUCCUGUAAUCUAUUGAAACGGACAGUUACAUCGGUUGCGAGGACAAAUACGAUUAACUAUGGGGUGAAGCCGUUUUUGGGUGUGGAUUAUAAGUUCGGGUGCUAUUGUGGCCCGAUCCGAAUGGUGGGUGGGUACUAUUUUAGCUCUGGGUCAAAUGGGGGUGGGGAAAACAAGAAUGGGAAUGGGAAUGGGAAUGGGAAUGUGAAUGGGGAUAGUAUUACUCAUGAGGAAGCUAAGAGGUUGAUGAGAUUGGUGAAUGUUGAGGAGCUGAAGUGGAAAUUGGGGAUGAAGAAUACGGAGGUUAUUGGGUAUAUGGAUCUGUUAAAGGCGUGUCAGAAUAUGGGUGUGGCUAAAACCCAUGAUGAAGCUGUUGGUUUUGCUAGAGUUCUUGAUGAGGCUGGUGUUAUAUUGUUGUUCAGAGAUAAAGUUUAUCUUCAUCCUGAUAAGGUAGUGGAUGAAAUUAGAAAGGCAGUUCCCUUAGCACUUCUACCUGAAGAUGACCCCACAAUAGAGGAACUAAAGAUUCUGCAGGAGAAGAAGGAUAAAAUAGAUGAGCUUGCCCAUAGGCAUGUGCGCCGCGUUUUGUGGGCUGGUUUAGGGGCUGGCCUUUUGCAGGUCGGGCUCUUCUUCCGUCUUACGUUCUGGGAAUUCUCUUGGGAUGUGAUGGAGCCAAUUGCUUUUUUUACAACUUCUGCUGGAAUAGUAAUAGGUUAUGCUUACUUCCUUGUUACUUCUAGAGACCCAUCAUACCAAGAUGUGCUGAAGAGGCUUUUCCUCUCAAGGCAGAGGAAGCUGAUCAAGAAGCAUGAUUUUGAUAUUCAGAGGUUUGUCGAAUUACAAAAGAAAAUCAAAUUACCAGUGAAUAGUCAAUCUUCCAUUAAACAUCGGUUAGGAAUGGAGCUGGAACCUGAGGAUCUUUUACAUCAUCACUAAAUCAUGUUGGCCUCUGAUCCUCUUCCUCCCAGCUUCUCACAUAAUUAUAUCCUUACUAAACUCAUACCUUUUAGCCAAUGUAAGCCCUACAUUUUGUCACGGAGGGUGAAUAUCUCAGUUGUUAACAAUCAUCCCUGAUUUUACCUUGUAAUUUGAAGGUUGUAUUUCGUAAAUCUUCUUUACAAGAUAGGCUUAGAUAGUAGUUCUGUCCAUCACAAUAUCCUUCAAGCCUUUAACUCUGCUGUUGUUGUCCUGUUAUAUAUACUUGAAAGUUGUAACAAGAUACUGAUGUUAUAUUAAUGAUUUUUGAAUGUUCAA
Messenger RNA from Solanum stenotomum, 1467 nucleotides. Its product is annotated as calcium uniporter protein 6, mitochondrial-like. The record is from RefSeq and is a predicted model, not a curated record. Lineage: Eukaryota; Viridiplantae; Streptophyta; Magnoliopsida; Solanales; Solanaceae. The coding region runs from base 205 to 1149 and encodes 314 amino acids. Gene Ontology annotation, biological process: mitochondrial calcium ion homeostasis; calcium import into the mitochondrion. Gene Ontology annotation, molecular function: calcium channel activity; uniporter activity. Gene Ontology annotation, cellular component: mitochondrial inner membrane; uniplex complex. The transcript has 2 exons.